Eubalaena glacialis (North Atlantic right whale) is the source of this 2046-nucleotide messenger RNA. RefSeq names its product zinc finger protein 883-like. Bases 1 to 2046 code for a protein of 681 amino acids. Gene Ontology annotation, biological process: regulation of transcription by RNA polymerase II. Lineage: Eukaryota; Metazoa; Chordata; Mammalia; Artiodactyla; Balaenidae. The record is from RefSeq and is a predicted model, not a curated record. The transcript has 6 exons. Gene Ontology annotation, molecular function: DNA-binding transcription factor activity, RNA polymerase II-specific; RNA polymerase II cis-regulatory region sequence-specific DNA binding.
AUGGCGUCCCCGCCCACCCCGGUCGGCGCGCGGAGGCGUCUGGGAGCGCGGGGUGGGUGUGGCCUCGCGCGGCGCGGGGGCGGGGCGGGAGCAGCGGAGCCGCGCAGGCGCAGACCGCGCUCUCGCUGGACAUAUCGCGGUCAGAGCCCCACAGCGGCCCCGCGGCCGCCGGUCCAUCAGCCCCCAGACCCCACCGCCCAUCCCCUGGUCACUGUGGGCGGUGGAGGGAUGGCUGCCCAGCUGGCAGCUGACAAGGCCCUGGAGUUGGUGACAUUCAAAGAUGUGGCCGUGAACUUCACACAGGGGUGGCAGCAGCUGGAGCCGGCUCAGAGGGACCUGUACAAGGACGUGAUGCUUGAGAACGUCCAGAACUUGAGCUCCUGGAAAUGGAGUCUAGACCGGAGAGGAACGGCCCAGUGGACGCUGUCCCUGCAGGAGUAUCCCCUGAGCUGGACCCGGAAGAGCUGGGAGGGGGCUGCCGCUGGGGCUGUGCAUCAGGAGAGGCCGGGACAGCUUCAGGAAGGGCCCCUUCAGAGCAUCAGCCAGAAGACCCCCAGCCAGGAAUUCCAGGAGGGAGGGGACCCCACAAGUGCGGCCCGCGGAAUCCCGACUGGGAGAGCCCCUGCCGUCACUGAGAAGCCCUGUGUGUGCCAGGAGUGCGGGGAGGCCUUUGCGCACUGCACCGAGCUGGCGCAGCACCAGCGCGCGCACGCCCCGGACAAAGCCUUCGCGUGCGGCGAGUGUGGGAGACGCUCCCGCAGGAAAGCCACGCUCACGGUGCACCGGCGCGUCCACACCGGCGAGAAGCCGUUCACGUGCGCCGAGGGCGGCAAGGCCUUCUGCCAGCGUGCCAACCUCACGGUGCACCGGCGCAUCCACAUGGGCGAGCGGUCCUACCGGUGUGCCGAGUGCGGCCGCGCCUUCGUGCACAACACGCAGCUGCUCGGGCACCGGCGCACGCACACCGGCGAGCGGCCCUACAAGUGUGGCGAGUGCGGCAAGGCCUUCGCCCUCAUCACCAACCUGGUGGACCACCAGCGCAUCCACACCGGGGAGAAGCCCUUCGUGUGUGACCUGUGCGGUAAGCGCUUCACCAAGCGCUCCUCCCUCCUCGGGCACCAGUGGGCCCCCAGAGGCGAGAGGCCCCACCCGUGCAGGGUGUGCGGGAAGGGCUUCCGCAAGAAAUCCGAGCUGGUCAACCACCACCGCACGCACACGGGCGAGCGGCCGUUCAAGUGCUACGAGUGCGGCAAGGCCUUCGCGCAGAGCAUGACCUUGGGCGGCAAGUGCUUCACCAAGUCCUCCGCGCUGAUCCUGCACGAGAGGCUCCACAACGGCGAGCGGCCCCUCCGCUGCGCCGAGUGCGGCAAGGCCUUCAGCCAGAAGGCGCAGCUCGUGGUGUACCGGCGCAGCCACACGGGCGAGAAGCCUUUCCAUUGCGGCGCCUGCGGGAGAUCCUACAGCCAGAAGGGCUACCUCACCGUGCACCGGGGGACCCACACCGGAGAGAGACCCUUUGAGUGCACGGAAUGCAGCAAGACCUUCAGCCAGAAGGCGCACCUCUCCAUUCACCUGCAGGUCCACACGGUUGAGAAGCCCUACCGCUGCGGCGAACGCGGGAGAAGCUUCCGGAAGGUGUCCUUCCUGCUCCAGCAUCAGGCCAUCCACAGCGACGAGAGGCCCUUCCAGUGCGGCGUGUGCAGCAAGGCCUUCGUGCGGAAGUCCACCUUGGUCCAGCACGGCAGAAUCCACACAGGGGAGAAGCCCUACCAGUGCGGGCAGUAUGGGAAAGACUUCCCGCACCAGCCCACGCUGACGGCGCACCGGAGGAGCCUCACCGGGGAGUGGCCCUAUGAGUGCAAGGUGUGCGGCAAGGCCUUCAGGCGCAUCGGGAACCUCACCUGCCACCAGAAGACCCACGCUGCCGCGGGGGUGCCCGCCAGGGAGCCCAGCCUUCUGCCUACCCUCCCAGAUAACCUGUCACAGGUCAGGCCUGAGAUGGCGGCCAAGUUUCAGCCUCCCGUCAUCACUUUAGAAUUAACUUAG